Labeo rohita (rohu) is the source of this 2776-nucleotide messenger RNA. RefSeq names its product transmembrane protein, adipocyte asscociated 1 (gene tpra1). The transcript has 11 exons. Gene Ontology annotation, cellular component: plasma membrane. Gene Ontology annotation, biological process: G protein-coupled receptor signaling pathway. The record is from RefSeq and is a predicted model, not a curated record. Bases 185 to 1321 code for a protein of 378 amino acids. NCBI's taxonomy places the organism in Eukaryota, Metazoa, Chordata, Actinopteri, Cypriniformes, Cyprinidae. Gene Ontology annotation, molecular function: G protein-coupled receptor activity.
GGCGACUUUUAUCUGACAAGCGAAUCGCGACUGACGCAUCAGUUUCAUUCCGCCUGUAAACAACAAACCGCCGACACACUGACGAAAGUUAUUAUGCCUCAACUAAUAACUUAUGAUCACGGCAACACUGAAGCACACCGGCUCUGAUCUGAGAUCUUCAGUAGUUAAAGAGGUUUAAUCCAGAAUGCUGGAGACUGUGACUGGUGUGGAAAGGUUGCUCCAUUAUACCAAUACCAGUGUGUUUCCCACUACGGCCAAUGGCUCUGAAUUUAUCCCUGAUCAUGAGAACAACAUCACCAAACCACACAAAUGUCUACAGAUCCUGUACGACGACAUCGGACACUCCAGGGUUCGUUACUGGGACUUGAUGCUGCUCAUCCCAAACGUGGCUUUCCUCAUCUUCCUGAUGUGGAAGCUUCCUUCUGCUCGCGCUAAGAUCCGUCUGACCUCCAGCCCCAUAUUCGUGGCGUUUUACAUACUGGUGUUUGUGGUGGCGGCUGUAGGAAUCACACGUGCCAUCGUCUCCAUGACCGUCAGCACAUCCAGCUCUGCCACACUCAUAGACAAGGUGCUUUGGGAAAUCACCAGGUUCUUUUUAUUGGCUAUUGAGCUCAGCGUCAUCAUACUCGGACUGGCUUUUGGCCAUCUGGAGAGCAAGUCCAGCAUCAAGCGUGUGUUGGCCAUUACGGCGGUCUUGUCUCUGGCGUACUCCAUCACACAGGGGACUCUGGAGAUCCGUUUCCCAGACAAGCAUCUCUCCGCCAAAGACUUCAACAUCUAUGGCCACGGCGGACGACACUUUUGGUUGGCCAGUUCCUGUUUCUUUUUCCUGGUGUAUUCCCUGAUAGUCAUCCUACCUAAAACGCCAGUCAGAGAGAGGAUCUCGUUACCAUCGAAGAGGAGUUUUUACGUGUACGCUGCCAUCCUGUCCGUGCUGAAUCUGGUUCAGGGUUUGGGAAGCGCGCUGCUCUGUGCCGACAUCAUCGAAGGCUUGUGCUGUGUGGAUGUCACCACAUUCCUGUACUUUUCCGUCUUUGCUCCUUUGAUCUAUGUGACGUUCCUCAAAGGAUUCUUCGGUUCCGAGCCCAAAAUCCUCUUCUCCUACAAGUCACAAAUCGACGAGCCAGAAGACUCGGACGUGCACCUGCCCAACACCUCGGCCUCUGGCCUGGGCCGGAAGGAUCUGGAUCACGGCUCGUACUCCAGCACGCAGAUCGACGGCUCCGGCGCGUACCUGGACGACGUGGUGUCGGGACCUUUCGGCGGAGGACACAGCAUCAACAGCAUCGACAGCGACCGCUGGAGAGCCCUCAACGCCUGAACCAACGCGCUUUAACGCUGACCUCCACACAGACGAACAUUUGACGCGCUGUGCGUCUGACUUCAGUUUCUCAUGCACUGCCUUGAUUGGGGAACGGUUUUCACAGUCAGUGCUGUUAUUUAAGAUCGAUUUCAUUUGUAUUCCAUGAAUCCAACAUUCCUUGUAUAACACCAGUGCUCUUAAUUUGACAUUUGUGUACUCGGAUCCGUGCCGCAGGCAAGUUUAUUGGACUUUGUGAUGUGCAUAAUCUAAUAUAUUUUUGCUGAAACCAUAAUCGAUCGCCAUUAGCUUAUCUCUAGAUGAUUUCAGACCAGUUUCUGAGUUGUGCUACUGAUACCAGCGAAACGUCCGCUCAUGUUUCGAUGCUCGUUUUCCACGUUAGGGUUGUUUUGCACUGAUUCGGCUCAUUUGCUUGCUGAUUUGAAGGCUUAAGGACCCUGAAAUCUACCUUGGCUCUGUUCACGUGCUUCAUGUGGACCGAACGUUCAUCUAGAAAUUUGUGAAAACAUUUAUUUCUCGUUGCUACGUCAUAGUUUUGAAAAUAUUUUCUUUGGAUUUUUAUUUAUUUUAGUUAUCUGAUGAAUUAUUUUAGCCUGCCGUCAUUAGACUCGGGCUCAGUUCUUAAAGUGAAAGCUUAAAUUGUGAUCUUGACUUUUGUCCAUCUUUCUGAUUUCUACUGAAAAUAGAACCGACUCAAGUCAGGUUUGUCCCAAUGUCAUUCCAUGUAGGAGAAAGUGAAGAAAAAGGACCAUAUUGGGAGAAAGCAUUUGACCUGCUUUGUUUUAUUUGAUAAAAUACCACUAGUUAAUUACAACAUAACCUUUUCGGUGCACAGAAAAAAAAUCACCAAUUAAAUUUGGCCUGAGUAAAACAUGCGUUUCUUAUUGCUUACUUCCCUUUGUGCUUUAAAUAUGAUUUGGGCAUGGAGAGACAGUGUUUUAUAAUUAAACCGUGUCUAUUUAGAGAUUUUAAGUUCAUUUUUGAGUUUUAAUUUUUUCACUGUGAAUCACUUGUAGUAUAAUCUGAAAUUCAGUGCACUUUAUCAUAUUGCUCAUACUUAGUGCUUUGCUCUGCCUGUGUUUUAUUUUUUGAUCUAUCUCAAAAAUAUUUUGUUUUCUCUUUUCUGAAAUGCUUUUUUAAAGAUCAGGAUAUUUAUUCUAUUCGCCUAUAGCAGUGGAUCAGAUGUUAUAAAGCAGAAAAUAAGAACUGUUUUAAUUAGAUAAAAACUGAGCUGAAGUCCAACAAAGAUACUACGUGCCACAGCACUAUCUUGAACUACACAGACAACCGAGGACUUUUAUUUUGGAAUAUACUUGCAGUGACGUGUUGAAGCGAUUUUCACAGGAACUCUCGACGUCAACAGAUGUGAAUAACACUUUUUAUGUUCAUGUAGUCACUAAAAAAACGUUUCUUAUACAUUUGAACAUUCUCGAUUAAUAAAUCGUUUCAAUUCUG